GCCCCGGCCAGCCCAGCCCAGCCCACGUUGCUGCGAGAUUGAAAUGCAGAACUUAAGUCUCCUGCCACGGGAAAGUGACUUCCUCGGGGUUCCUUUCCUUGACACCGUCGCCGGCUCGCGUGGUGGAAAUCGGAGGCAGCCGCCGGGGCCUCUUCCUCUUCCUCCAGCGCACACUGCGCCAGGCCGGCCAAGGCGCACUCGGUCGCCUCGUUUCCUUGGGGGAUCUUGAAAAACCAAAAAAACAAAAGCAAAAGCAACCCCCCACAACACGUCUCUCCCGCUCCGCGGUUGCCCUGACUCGAGCCAUGGAGCCAGCCUUCGGGGAGGUGAACCAGCUCGGCGGGGUUUUCGUCAACGGGCGCCCGUUACCCAACGCUAUCCGGCUCCGUAUUGUGGAACUAGCCCAGCUGGGCAUCCGGCCGUGCGAUAUCAGCCGGCAGCUGCGCGUCUCGCACGGCUGUGUCAGCAAGAUCCUGGCGCGCUACAACGAGACGGGCUCCAUCUUACCAGGGGCCAUCGGGGGCAGCAAGCCCCGGGUCACCACGCCCACGGUGGUGAAGCAUAUCCGGACCUACAAACAAAGGGACCCCGGCAUCUUCGCCUGGGAGAUCCGAGACCGGCUGCUGGCUGACGGCGUGUGCGACAAGUACAACGUGCCCUCGGUCAGCUCCAUCAGCCGCAUCCUGCGCAACAAGAUUGGCAACCUCUCGCAGCAGAGCCACUACGACUCCUACAAGCAGCACCAGGCGGCCCCGCAGGCCGCCCUACCUUACAACCACAUCUACUCGUACCCCAGCCCCAUCGCGGCGGCGGCGGGAGCCAAGGUGCCUACCCCGCCCGGGGUGCCCACCAUCCACAGCGCCGUCCAUAUGCCUCGCACGUGGCCCUCCUCCCACUCCGUCACCGACAUCUUAGGAAUCAGGUCCAUCACCGACCAAGUAAGCGACAGCUCGCCCUAUCACAGCCCCAAGGUGGAAGAAUGGAGCAGUCUGAGCAGAAGCGGCUUCGCGGCCACAGCGCAGCACGUCGCGGUGAACGGGCUGGACAAGAGCUCCAUGGAGCCCGAGGCCAAGUACAGCCAGGUCAUCAGGAGAGACCCUUCUCUGAGUACCUGGCCUUCAGAGGCAAGACUGGCACCGAGUUGUCUCCCCACUGUUGGAAGUUUUGUCUCUGCACCAACAAUGGCGCCUUAUCCCACGGCAGCGCAAGUCUCUCCGUACAUGGCGUAUAGUGCCGCUCCUUCUGGUUACGUAGCUGGCCACGGCUGGCAGCAUGCUGGAGGUACUCCGCUAUCGCCCCACAACUGUGACAUCCCUGCGUCGCUGGCUUUCAAGGGUAUGCAGACAGCCAGAGAAGGUAGUCACUCUGUCACAGCCUCUGCACUCUGAUAUCAGAAACAGGGCAGAACAAUUUGAAGCCAGCCCAGCCCAGUCACUUUCCCUGUAAUUCCUUCUCACAGAUGGACCUUAUGGGGCUGCUGACAUUUGAAAUAUUUUUUUCCUUCAUUAAUAAUAAUAAUAAUAAUCCUUGGGGUUCAGUAAGUGUAAAUAACCUAAGAAAGUGAUAAAUGUGUUGCUGCCCCUUGCACUGUUUUGCAUCGAGAAGACCUUACAACCCUCAGAGGGCUAUUCAUUGGUGAAACCACACAUAUUUAUUCUAAGCAACAGGAGCGUCUCAAACGUGCAAUUGUUUCAGAUUUGUGAAAACCCAGUCAAGGAAAACCAGUAGAUAAUGCUACACUCCUAACUAAGAAAUGCGACCAAAAGCAGAAGUUCUCUUCUGAAUCACUCAAUAGUUCUUUUUUUGCAAAAUAAAUAAAUAAAUUAUAUGGACAAGUGGAUAACAGUUUUGGUUAACAGACAGUUGACUUCUUCUAGUAACACACAAGAAAAGCAAAUGAAUACAUGGCUGUGUUAUUUAUCCUGUAUUUUAUUGUGAUUACAAAGGCAAUAAUACUUUUGUUUUCUAUCUGUAAAUAUGGACCUUGGUCAUAAUUUGUGUUCCCACUACUCGACUCAUUUCUGUUUUCUUUUUGUUGCCUGAAAGGCGACAUCCUAGCCAUGUCUUGUUUUCAUUUCUUAACAAUGGCCUUUACCUUAAACGAUCCAAAUUUUGACAGUUCUUUUGAGUAUAUUUUGGGCACAGGGUGGAGACACCUGCAUCUCAUGAAAAGCAUUUUUGUUUCUACAGCAGAGAACUUAACGUGACUCCCUCAAAUCCCUGUGGGUUGGUUUCAGAGGGUCCAUUCUACACUUUCCAUUUGCAGAAGAGAUUAAGAUCCAAAAAAGGUCUUCUGUAGAAAGAGAGGGGAAAGUAAUUUUCUCCAAUUUCCUCUCCCCUACAGUGUCUCACACUGUUUCAGAGGGUCUCUGCAACCCUCAGGAGCGACCUUUCAAGGGCCAUGGGGGGAAUUAGCAAAAAUGCCCCCCCCCCGGUCCAGCAGAAUUGUUCUGUGUUCUGCUCACACAGACUCUGGAUUCAACCCACUGAUUACAAUGGCACUUGAGUGUGACUUAUGUUCUCUGGAUUAGGGCUGAGAAAAUUCCUCCACAUGGUACCCAAUAUUCUGAAAUCAUGAUAUCAUCACACUAAUAUAAAGAUUCAUGGAUGGGAAGGACCUGAACAGAAUGGGAGCUUGCAUUUAAUGUGAAAUUUUGUGCAGAUAUUAAAAAAAAGCCAAGGGCACAAUCCACCAGGAAGUUCUCCUGCCCAAGCAUGGUAGAGUUCUUGUGCACCUCCCAUUCAUUUCAAUGGGUGCUUGUGCAGGAGGUGGGUGAGUUAUGCCCCAUGUUAACCACUGUGAAAGAAAACUGUACUGUAAAUUGUCAGCUUACCUGUGUUCAGUAAUUCCAGCCCAAAACUUUGUUGACAUUUUAAAAAAGGAAAAUGAGAAAAGUUGUCUUAAAUUCAUGCUUUAUUGAAUGUAAAAAAGAAAAGAAAAGACUUUCGGUAAAGUUUACAAUGUUGUACAUAAGCAUGUUUCAUUCGUAGGCAUAUUGGUGGCGGUACUACAGAUAUUAUUUAUAAUGUUAACAAGAUUCCAUUUUUGCAUUUCUGUAUUCUUUAUCAAGCAUCAUUUCACGGCCUUUUGGAUCCCAAUUGCUCUCUUUUACUCUUUCCCCUUAACAGUAUAAUCUUUUCAAGAUGGCCUGUUUUCCUUGGACAAUAAUAAAGUUGUGAAUAUAGUUUCGGAAAGCCUCCUCGAGCUUGCAGAUGCAUGCUGAAGAUUAACCAUGAAAAGGAACGAUUUGAAAAUUGACAUGAUAUUUCCUCGCAUUAUAAAAUAUUAAUAUAUUAUGUAUUUUUGUAAGUCUAGUGCAAUAAUGUAAAGACACAUCAUUCAAUACAGAUUUUGAAAGACUUCUUUAAUAAAAUUAUCUCCGUUUCUUCCUA
Messenger RNA from Lacerta agilis (Sand lizard), 3393 nucleotides. It is a transcript of the gene PAX9, whose product is annotated as paired box 9. The transcript has 5 exons. The coding region runs from base 306 to 1388 and encodes 360 amino acids. NCBI's taxonomy places the organism in Eukaryota, Metazoa, Chordata, Lepidosauria, Squamata, Lacertidae. Gene Ontology annotation, molecular function: RNA polymerase II cis-regulatory region sequence-specific DNA binding; DNA-binding transcription factor activity, RNA polymerase II-specific. Gene Ontology annotation, biological process: regulation of transcription by RNA polymerase II; anatomical structure development. The record is from RefSeq and is a predicted model, not a curated record.